UCACAACGUUAUGAACAGUAAAUAAUUCCUUCAGUCAAAGUCUGCAGAAUUGCAGGCUAAGGGAAUGUGUGCAUAAAGGGCUCCGGAUGUCUGCGAGAAAGCUCCCAGAUGAAGGCUCCAUCCUUGAACUGCAUAUCGUCGCUCUCGGCUACACCGUCUGCAGUCCUCUCCCCGUGUUCUCACUAGCCGCAGCUGAACGGUCUUUUGCUGAUCAUUUCCAUGACUCCAUCCACGCCUGGCUGUUUUGUCUUAAGGAGGAGGAGGAGGAUAACGUUUUCUGCGGAGAGAUCUGCGGAAUGUGGUGCUUGAAAUUCGUGGUCGCCACUGAAUGACAGGAUACAUGGAGGCAACACAAGCCUGCGCCUGUGGCAAACUUGAGCAAGGGAAGCCCCCGGGAGGUCCCAGUAGAAGAUGGCAUUCUGGAGGAGAAAUACUUAUGUUGAGAAGGAACGCCAUGUGAAAGCCAAUGCACGAGACUACAAUGACAAGUUCUCUUAUGCCGACAAUCGCAUCAAAACCUCAAAGUACAACAUCUUCACCUUCCUGCCCAUCAACUUGUUUGAGCAGUUCCAGAGGGUGGCCAAUGCUUACUUCUUAGUGCUGUUGAUACUGCAGUUAAUUCCAGAAAUAUCCUCCCUGUCCUGGUUCACAACCAUUGUGCCUUUGGUGUUGGUGCUGGUUAUCACGGCUGUCAAAGAUGCCACGGACGACUAUUUCCGACAUAAGAGCGACCAACAGGUCAACAACCGCCAGUCUCAGGUUCUCAUCAGCGGGAGUUUGCAGAAUGAGAAAUGGAUGAAUGUUCGAGUUGGGGAUAUCAUCAAACUCGAGAAUAAUCAGCUUGUUGCUGCAGACAUCCUCCUUCUCUGUAGUAGUGAGCCCUAUGGACUGUGCUAUAUUGAGACUGCAGAGCUAGAUGGAGAGACAAAUCUAAAAGUUCGUCAGGCCUUGACAGUUACCUCAGAUUUGGGAGAUAUUUCAAAACUGAUGGACUUUGAUGGAGAAGUCAUUUGUGAACCUCCAAACAACAAGCUGGAUAAAUUUACAGGAACCUUAUACUGGAGAGACAAUAAAUACUCUCUGGAUAAUGAAAAAGUGUUGCUGAGAGGCUGUGUUCUUAGAAACACUGAGUGGUGCUUUGGAAUGGUCAUAUUUGCUGGGCUGCAAACCAAACUGAUGCAGAACUGUGGAAGAACAACAUUUAAAAGGACAAGUAUUGACAGACUGAUGAACACUUUGGUUUUGUGGAUCUUUGCCUUCCUCAUUUGUAUGGGAGUUAUUUUGGCCAUCGGAAACACGAUCUGGGAGAGUCAGAUUGGCAGAACCUUCCAGGUGUUUUUGCCGUGGAAGGAGUUUCAGAGCAGUGCUGUUUUCUCUGGCUUCCUCACCUUCUGGUCCUACAUCAUCAUCCUAAACACGGUUGUGCCCAUCUCACUGUAUGUCAGUGUGGAGGUUCUGCGGCUCGGUCACAGUUACUUCAUUAACUGGGACCGGAAGAUGUACUACAGUCAGAUGGACACUGCAGCUGAAGCUCGCACCACCACCCUGAACGAGGAGCUGGGGCAGGUGGAGUUCAUCUUCUCUGACAAGACUGGCACCCUCACCCAGAACAUCAUGGUGUUCAGCAAGUGCUCCAUUAAUGGACAGACGUACGGUGACGUCUAUGAUGAAUUUGACCAGAAGGUGGAAAUUACAGAAAAAACAGCUCGUGUGGACUUUUCCUUCAACCCUCUCUGUGACAGGAGGUUUAACUUUUACGACAGCAGCCUGGUUGAAGCCAUUAAACUGGGGGAUGCUGCGGUGCAGGAGUUCUUCAGACUGCUGGCUCUGUGCCACACUGUGAUGCCAGAGGAGAAGAGUGAAGGACAUUUGGUGUACCAGGCCCAGUCACCUGAUGAGGGAGCGCUGGUCACCGCAGCACGAAACUUUGGGUUUGUCUUCCGGGCGCGAACCCCCGAGACCAUCACACUGUGUGAGAUGGGACGAGAUGUCACCUAUCAGCUGCUGGCCAUACUGGACUUCAACAACGUGCGCAAGAGAAUGAGUGUCAUUGUAAGAAAUCCACAAGGCCAGAUUAAACUUUACUCCAAAGGAGCAGACACUGUUAUCUUUGACCGCCUGGAUCCAUCCAGUGAAGACCUCAUGUACACUACCUCAGAGCACCUCAAUGAAUUUGCCGGAGAAGGGCUUCGAACAUUAGCGCUGGCCUACAAAGACCUUGAUGAAAAUGAUUUUGAAGUCUGGAUGAAGAAGCUUCUGUUCGCCAGCACUGUAAUUGAGAACCGCGAGGAUCAUCUGGCUGUUCUCUACGAGGAGAUCGAGCAGGGCUUGAAGCUUCUAGGAGCCACGGCAAUAGAGGACAAACUGCAGGAAGGAGUGCCAGAGACAAUCGCCUGUCUAAAUCUAGCUGACAUCAAGAUCUGGGUCCUCACAGGAGACAAACUCGAGACCGCAAUGAACAUCGGCUACUCCUGCAACAUGCUGCGAGAUGACAUGAAUGAGGUGUUUGUUAUCUCUGGCCACACAUUUCUGGAGGUGCAGCAGCAGCUCAGGAAUGCCAAGGAGCACAUCCUCAGCCUGAGUCGAGUUAGCAGCGCAGGAGAUGCUGAGAAGACAGAUAUGUUUGCAGAUGACUCUGUGUUUGAAGAAACCAUUAUUGCAGAGUAUGCCUUAGUCAUCAACGGACACAGCUUGGCUCAUGCUCUGGAGCCACAGCUGGAACACAUCUUGCUGGACUUGGCCUGUUUAUGUAAAACUGUCAUCUGCUGCCGGGUUACUCCGAUGCAGAAAGCUCAGGUGGUGGAGCUGGUGAAGAGGCACAAAAGGGCCGUCACCCUGGCCAUAGGAGACGGAGCCAAUGACGUCAGCAUGAUCAAGACUGCUCACAUUGGUGUUGGUAUCAGUGGUCAGGAGGGGAUGCAGGCUGUUCUGGCAUCAGAUUACUCCUUUGCUCAGUUUCGGUACCUUCAGCGGCUCUUGCUGGUGCAUGGACGUUGGUCCUACUUCCGCAUGUGUAAUUUCCUGUGUUACUUCUUCUACAAGAACUUUGCCUUCACGCUGGUCCACUUCUGGUACGGUUUCUUCUGUGGUUUCUCAGCUCAGACUGUUUAUGACCAGUGGUUCAUUACCCUCUUCAAUAUAGUCUAUACAUCUUUGCCAGUGCUGGCAGUGGGACUGUUUGAUCAGGAUGUCAGUGACCAGAACAGCCUUCGCUACCCGAGCCUGUACAAACUUGGCCAACAAAACCUUCUCUUCAACAAGCGCCAGUUUUUCCUGUGCACACUGCAGGGGAUGGGCACAUCAUUCCUGCUCUUCUUUAUUCCCUACGGAGCCUUCUCUGUCUUGGUGAAAGAGGAUGGCUCCCACUUUUCAGACCAACAAGCGUUUGCCGUUACCAUAGCAACGUCCUUGGUUAUUGUUGUGAGUGUUCAGAUUGGACUUGACACUCACUACUGGACAGCUGUCAACCACCUCUUCGUAUGGGGCAGUCUGACUGUGUACUUUGUCAUUUUAUUCACAUUUCAAAGCAAUGGCAUAUUUGGCAUCUUUCCAAGUAAUUUCCCAUUCAUAGGCACGGCCCGUAACUCUCUAACAGAGAAGAGUGUAUGGUUGGUCAUCCUGCUCACCACUGUGGUGUGUGUUGUGCCUGGCUUAGCAGUCAGUUUCCUGAGAGCAGACCUCUUCCCAACUCUGACAGACAAGGUUCGUCACCUGCAACAGUCCAGAAAGAGGCAAGGGCCUCAGGAACAGAACCUGAGGCGAGUACGCAGGACGAGCUCCCGUCGCUCUGCCUAUGCCUUCUCCCACCAGCAGGGCUACGGAGAGCUGAUUACCUCAGGCAAAAACAUGAGGAUGAGCACAGUGUCUUCUGCUCGCUCCCCUGAAAGAACACCGCACAGCUCCAACUGGUUAGAGAACAUGUUGAAGAAAAAGAACGAGGUCUCUUGCAUCUCUGAUGAAAGUACAGGAGCUCCAGAAAACAGCAACAGAGCAAUACAGACUCCAAAGCAACACCACACAGGCUGAGCUCGAGCUGAGACAAUGUACACUAUAGGAUACCAUAUGCAUGGAUCCCAGAGACCAAGCACAAGGUAUGAAUGUCCUUCAUUUUGGUGAAUUUAUACUCAAAUCCAACAACACAGGUGUACCUCAUUUUUUUUGUUAGUGUGAUUCAUGUUGAAUGUUAAAGGCCAAUUAAAACAUGAUUAUUGAGAGAAACCAUUUCCAAAAAAAUCCAGCCAACUGAAAACAGACAAUGAACAACUUUUCAACCUGUAUCUUCCAAAACGUAUGUCUAAUUUGAUUUGACAACGCAUGUGUCGCCAAAGUUAAAGAAAUAGUAGCCCAAUUUGAUCUUUAAACAGUUGAUGCAUUUAUUCACUAUUAUUUUAAUGGCAUGUCCUUUUCUGAUUCAUAAAAAUGGUUGGCACAUUUCAACACCUUUACAGAAACCUGUAGCUGUCACAAACAAAAGGUGUGACACAGGAAUGACAAAAGCAAAGGUGAAACAGCCCUAAAAACAGUUUAUUAAUAGACUUAAGUCUGUAAAGCCUAUGCAUUGAAGCCAUCUUCUCAAUCUAUAUCCGAAGUGCUAAAAUACAUGUAUUUGUGUAAAUACUUGAGUAACGCUACUGAAUAUGAUGAUAAGCACAAUAUAAUUACUGAUCUAAAUCUCUGAUUACAUUUUACUGACUCCAUAUUUUGUCAGUAUAUAUGCCAUUAAACAAACUGGAGCCUCAAAAAUGGGAUUUGUAAUGCUUAGAGCUUUUGUGGACAAGAAUGUGCAAGAGUCAUUCUGAGAUGUUUUCCCUGUGCUGUGCCUUGUAUAGUUACUGUUAAAGACAAUUCAUUUUUUAUUUGA
Toxotes jaculatrix (banded archerfish) is the source of this 4861-nucleotide messenger RNA. RefSeq names its product ATPase phospholipid transporting 8B4 (gene atp8b4). Gene Ontology annotation, molecular function: ATP hydrolysis activity; ATP binding; magnesium ion binding. Lineage: Eukaryota; Metazoa; Chordata; Actinopteri; Toxotidae. Bases 412 to 4026 code for a protein of 1204 amino acids. The transcript is spliced from 30 exons. Gene Ontology annotation, cellular component: plasma membrane. Gene Ontology annotation, biological process: phospholipid translocation; Golgi organization. The record is from RefSeq and is a predicted model, not a curated record.